AUCCCUCAUCCGACUAACACCAACUAACGUGCCGUGAGCUUCUGCCGGGCCGGCGAUCGCUGAUGCCCGAGAAAAAAGGCUGUCUGUGUCAAUCAAACCGAGCCCCCUCCCCUUCUUUCCCUUCUACCUCUCCCUCUCCCUCGUUCGCUCGAUCGCCUCCACUGGUAUAGGCGCUCUUAAACCAUAGCAUUUACGCACGGCAGUCAGUCGUUAACGUGCAGCCUGAUAUCGGUGGUCCUCCGUCCUACUCGCUGCCUAAUCUUCACCUUAAAGAUCAGGGAUUAAGGGACAAGUGGGCGAGAGAGAAGACAGCGGCGGAGACGAGAAUAACAGAAAGAGAAGAAUGUUAAGAGGGGGGAGGAGAGCAGAUCAUUCCGGCUGCCCGCAUCCGCUGCUCUAGUGGAGGGUAGAGAGAGAGGAGAUGGCACAACGCUUCAGCAUCCAAAACACACGGGAGUUGUGCGCCACCGAGACCGGAGCCCCGGACCCACCCGAAGCAGCAUCACACUCACCGCUCUCCCGUCACGCCCUUUCCCCGCGCGGCAGCGCCUCAGCCUCGGUAAGAGGUUGGAUAAGCCCUAAGGAUGCAAGUUGUUUUCAAUCAGCUCUGUAGUUACCAGCUGUGCCCUCACAUUCCCCAGGGUGGCACAACCUAGGCAUUAAUCAUCACUUGCUCCGUCUCUGCAUGUGAUUCCUCAAUGAGGAUUGGAAGGAGAGUGCCUCAACUGCGUUUCCUCAAUGAAGACCUUUGUUCCCCGACAUCCAGCACAGUUCCCUUCUCCACCUGCCAUGGUGACAUGACACACCCCUGUGUGGCUUUUGCUCCUUUCUCACACACAUAGACAAUCUCUUGGGUUCCUCAAACCCCCAGACUUGUGCACACACUCUUCUAGGCUCCAGCAAACUAAAAAAGACAUCUCCUCCUCCUAAGCACAACACCUCCCUGAUUCGCGAUGACGGUUGCCGUGCGAUUCCGUCGCCACUUACGUAGGCUCCUGCUCCUGCUGGCCUCCUGCUGUUUCCUCUCCCUCCUCCUCUCUGCUUACUUUCUGUUUACGAACUCCUCCCCUUCCAUGCAGCUUGGACAAUCCCCCGAACCUGCCUGCUCCCAGCCGCUCUCCAUGUCCCCGUACCAUCAACUUCCAUACCCGUACCCUCCUAACCCCCCUCACACAAAUGUCCACACUGACCCAGUAGUGCUGGUGCUUGUGGAAUCCCAAUACUCCCAGCUGGGUCAGGACAUUGUGGCUAUAUUGGAGUCAGCACACUUCCAGUUUCGCAUGGAGAUCGCCUCAGGGAAGGGCGACCUUCCGCCACUGACAGAGAAAGGACGCGGCCGAUAUUCACUCAUCGUUUAUGAGAAUUUAUUAAAGUAUGCACAUGCAGACACAUGGAACAGACAGCUGUUGCAUCAAUACUGUACGGAGUACAGAGUGGGCAUCAUAGGUUUCUACCGCUCCACUGAGAACUCCCCACCUCUCCUCAAACUCCGAGGCCUCCCGCUGGUGCUAAGAACCAACCAAGCACUUUGGGACUGCUGUGUGGUGUCUAGCUCACCUCUCCUUCACCUGACCAAGCCAGGCACUGAUCGAGGGGCUUUACCUGGGGAGGACUGGACCUCCUUCGCAUCCAAUCACUCCACCUACCAGGCUGUGCUGCAUGCACGGGCCAAGGAGGGAGCAGGGGCAGGUAGUGGCGAUAGUCCAGGGCCUGGCUUUAGUUUGAGCCUCCAGGCCACUGUGGUACAGGACAUGGGACUCUAUGAUGGGGUGAGGAGGGUACUAUUUGGCCAGGGACUGGGCUACUGGCUCCACAGACUCAUCCUGGUGGAUGCCAUCUCCUACCUCACGGACAGGAAGCUUACUUUGGGUUUGGACCGGCACAUACUGGUGGAUAUAGAUGACAUUUUCGUGGGGAAGGAAGGGACACGCAUGAAUGCCAAGGAUGUGAAGGCUCUCCUUGAUUCUCAGAAACAGCUGCGUUCUCAGAUCUCCAACUUUACCUUCAACCUGGGCUUCUCUGGGAAGUUCUACCACACAGGCACUGUGGAGGAGGAUGAGGGAGACGAUUUGCUAUUGAAGUAUGUGGAUGAGUUCUGGUGGUUCCCCCACAUGUGGAGCCACAUGCAGCCUCACCUCUUCCACAACGAGUCCUCACUGCUGGAGCAGAUGGUCCUCAACAAGGAGUUCGCUCUGGAGCACAGCAUCCCAGUGGACAUGGGUUAUGCCGUGGCCCCUCACCACUCAGGUGUCUACCCGGUUCACCUGCAGCUGUACAAGGCUUGGAGACGUGUGUGGAACAUCCAGGUCACCAGCACUGAAGAGUACCCCCACCUCAAACCUGCCCGCUACCGCAAGGGCUUCAUCCACAACAACAUCAUGGUGCUGCCUCGUCAGACGUGUGGCUUGUUUACUCACACCAUCUACUAUAAGGAAUACCCUGGUGGACCUAAAGAACUGGACAAAAGCAUCCGUGGGGGAGAGCUGUUUCUCACUGUGCUACUCAACCCAAUCAGUAUAUUCAUGACCCACCUGUCUAACUAUGGCAAUGAUCGACUGGGUCUUUACACAUUCGUCCACCUGGCCUCCUUUCUUCGCUCGUGGACAAACCUGAAACUCCACACACUUCCUCCCCUGCAGCUUGCACAUAAGUACUUCCAGCUUUUUCCCGAACAAAGAAACCCACUCUGGCAGAACCCAUGCGAUGACAAACGACAUAAAGACAUCUGGUCUAAAGAGAAAACCUGCGACAGGUUACCCAAAUUCAUGGUCAUAGGACCACAGAAAACAGGAACGACAGCACUUUAUCUCUUCCUACUCAUGCAUCCCUCCAUCUCCAGUAACUUCCCCAGUCCAAAGACUUAUGAGGAAGUCCAGUUCUUCAACACCAAUAACUACCACAAAGGAAUUGACUGGUACAUGGAGUUUUUCCCUGUGCCCUCUAAUGUUAGCACAGACUUCCUGUUUGAGAAGAGUGCUAACUACUUCCCCUCAGAGGAGUCUCCGCGACGAGCUGCUGCCCUGCUGCCCAAGGCCAAGAUCAUCACCCUGCUCAUCAACCCCUCAGACAGGGCCUACAGCUGGUAUCAGCAUCAAAGAGCUCAUGAGGACCAUGCAGCCCUGCGGUUCACCUUCUAUGAUGUCAUUAGUGCAAGACCGGGAGCGCCAGCUGAGCUCCGCUCCCUGCAGAGCCGCUGCCUCAUCCCCGGUCUCUACUCCACACACCUAGAGAGGUGGCUCACUUACUACCCUGCUAACCAGGUGAUGAUCAUAGAUGGCCAUCAGCUGAGAACUGACCCUGCGGCAGUGAUGGAUGAAGUCCAGAAGUUCCUGGGAGUCACUCCUCACCUCAACUACUCCCAGGCCCUUACGUUCGCUCUAAUCCCAGAACCACCCGACCUGACUUCCAUCCCGGAAGUAUGUCACAAUCUCAGUGAGGUUUUCAGAAAUUUGGCCCUAUCCUUACCACAUCAUUGGCCAUAUGACUGCCCCAUUGACCUGCUUCCCGGAGCUACACUCCCCUCCAGCCGGUUAUAUAACCUGUCCGUCCUGGAGAGGGAGUCCAUGGAAAAAUAUAUCCGAGAGUCCCUGGCAGCAGGCAUCAUCCGCUCCUCAUCCUCUCCAGUCGGUACUGGGUUUUUCUUCAUCACCGAGAAGGACAAGUCUCUUCGCCCCUGCAUUGAUUAUAGGGACUUGAACAACAUUACGGUUCGCUCAUGUCACCUGCUUCCACGUUGCCCACCAGCUUUCCAGGAGGACUUCACCACAGCCCUCACCUGCCUUGCCUUGGACUGCAUUCCUGCCUCAGCCUGCCUGCUCUCCUCAGCCUCGUGGCUGUCUGCCUCCAGUCUACCAGCUUCCAGCCUUAACUCCAGACUCCUGGUUCCUCAUUGUUUGACCCUCAGAAGGGCUUUUGGUGCCAGCUUCUUGAGGGAGGAAGAACUAAAUGUUUGGGAAAGAGCAAAGGGAGAAAGUACCCUCCUAUGGAGCCUGAGGCACAAGCAUAUCUCUCCAGGUACUACAGGGAACACAAUGUGGAGCUGUCAAAGCUGCUGCAUCGUCUCGGACAGCCCCUUCCCUCCUGGCUAAGAGAGGAGCUGCAGAAGGUUAGAUAACCUUUGCAUCCAUGAACCAGGGUUAAAGGUCAAGUAGGUCGAAGACCAGGAAGUGACCAGGAGCACCUGACCUUCAGAUGCACUGUCUGUGGCCUUUAAGUGAACCCUGAGGUGAAGGCAAGGACGGGAUGCCUUGUUUCACCAAGGAGCUAUGACACUGCUGAAGGGAGCAGAAGUCAUGAACGCACAAAGAAACUUUGGUGGGCUGAAACUGAACUCUUGAAAGGAUGGAUGGAUGGAGGAAUGAGUUUCAGGUGACACGGACAGUGAAGAAAGUGGGACUAAAAGGAAAAACCACACUAGAAUGAUGAAGAGAACUAUGGGAAACAAGGAGCAAUUGACAAGUCUUUGAUGCUCAAACCCUGUUCUGAACUGUGGUGAACUCUCAUGCAGACCUGCAGUGACUUUGAUAGUUAUUACUACUAUUAUUACUCUUAUUAUUGUUUUAUUUUCACCUUUGAUUCACAAUACCAGAACAGCGCUGGUCAGCUGUGCGUGGUUCCCAUAAAGACAACUUUGCACUAAGUUCUGUUCCAUGUAUUUCCAAGACAAACAAACAAAAAACGCACCCUAUGUGGUUUUGUUUUACUUUUCUUUUUUGUUGUUUUUUUGUCGCAAUGAGAGUGAAUAAGCAGGGAGAAUAAGUGCAUAAACUCAGGGUGAGUGACAGGCUGUUACUUUCCAUUAUAAGUUCUCAUUGUUUUGUGAGUUAUUUUUUUUAAAGUGAAGCUAGUUUCUGGUAGAUCACCCUUAGAGAUGUCACUUGAGGCUUUCACUGGAAAGUAUGGACUGGAAAUGAGUCACUUAGGCAAGAUGCAUUGCCCACUCAUUAUUUUCCUGUGACAAGCCAUGCAGAAGAAUGUCGUGUCCAUUUAGCAGAGCAUGAGCGCUGAUGAUUUCAGCACUAAAGACUGAGGAGGCAUGAAUUUGUGGGAAGAAAACUGACCAAAAUGAGCCUAAUGGAUAUGACACUUAAUUCCAAGACCCUUUAAGUAGCUACUGUAACCGCAGGCAAUUUUUGUUUUGUCAGUGUCUCAUUUAAGUCUCAACCUCCUUUUUUUUCCUUUUUAAAACCAGUGGCCUACGUUCUUGAGCUUCAAUUUGAAUGCAAAAAAAACCCUAAAUGUCAAACACAGAAACCAAAAUUAAAGAAAUGGAUAUGA
Molecule: messenger RNA, 5277 nt
Organism: Siniperca chuatsi (mandarin fish)
Lineage: Eukaryota; Metazoa; Chordata; Actinopteri; Centrarchiformes; Sinipercidae
Gene: ndst3
Product: N-deacetylase/N-sulfotransferase (heparan glucosaminyl) 3
Exons: 18
Coding region: 954-4088 (1044 amino acids)
Cellular component (GO): Golgi apparatus
Molecular function (GO): heparan sulfate N-sulfotransferase activity; deacetylase activity
Source: RefSeq, a predicted model, not a curated record